Molecule: messenger RNA, 736 nt
Organism: Malus domestica (apple)
Lineage: Eukaryota; Viridiplantae; Streptophyta; Magnoliopsida; Rosales; Rosaceae
Source: RefSeq, a predicted model, not a curated record
AUGCAGGAGGUGGAGAGCAUUUCAGAUCCCGUGCAAAUUGAACUUGUGAACAAAGAUAAUAAGACACCACGAGAAAUAUUUACGGAAAAUCAUAGAGAAUUGGCAAAAGAGGCAGAAGAGUCAUUGAAGGAAACAGCAACUUCUUGUACAGUUGUAGGUGCUCUCAUUGUCACCAUGAUGUUUGCUGCAGCAUUCACAGUUCCGGGGGGAAAUGAUGAAAAUACAGGUCUUCCUACAUUCUUAACUAAAAAGGUAGUCACAACAUUUAUAGUUUCAGAUGCAGUCUCACUCUUUUCUUCCACAACUUCGGUUAUCAUGUUUUUGGGAAUUCUCACGUCUCGUUUUUCUGAAGAUGAUUUCUACAAAUCCUUGCCCACAAAAAUGAUAAUAGGCCUUUUCACCCUCUUUUUAUCUAUCGCCACCAUGAUGAUUGUCUUUUCUUGUGCCCUUUACCUUAUGCUUGACGGGAAAUCAUCAAUUGUUAUUCCAAGCAUUUUGCUUGCCAGUGUUCCAGUUGCCUCGUUCAUAUGGAUGCAAUCUCCGUUGCUUGUUGAGUUAUUCAUUUCUACUUUCGGACGGGGAAUAUUUGAUAGGAAGCAGAAAAAUGUGUUUUGAAUAACAUAGGUAUCUUUAGUUACGUUUGAAUUUAUGACUUUUUGAGAAACUUGUAAUGAGAAGACAAUGUAUGCGCUUUCUAUUUGACAUUUAUGUAUGAGCUUUCUAUUUAACAAUUACG